This is a messenger RNA of Dujonia railenensis, 1863 nucleotides long. Lineage: Eukaryota; Fungi; Ascomycota; Pichiomycetes; Serinales; Debaryomycetaceae. The record is from the annotation of a GenBank genome assembly.
AUGGUACAAUCAGUAAAAGGAUCGCUCUCAUGGGACAACCUUGGAUACGAUCUCCACCCAUGGCUCAAAGAUGCAAUCAAGUCACUAGGCUUUGCAACCAUGACUCCAGUACAAGCUUCAACCAUUCCGUUAUUUAGUGCCAAUAAGGAUGUUGUAGUGGAAGCAGUCACAGGAUCUGGAAAGACUCUUGCCUUUGUUAUACCCGUACUCCAAAAGCUCUCGCAGAGGUUGUAUGAGCUUGAUGACGAAGGAAAACUCCCAAGUAACGCCCAACUAGGCAGAGGUAAAAUGUUUGGAGUAAUAAUAUCGCCAACUAGAGAAUUAGCCAGUCAAAUACAAUCAGUAUUCGAGUCAGUGAUACAGUACCUUCCAGAUACUUUGAGUCCGAUCAAGACUCAGUUACUCAUUGGUUCCUUAUCUACCGUAAGAGAAGAUGUAGAGCACUUUCUUACUAGGAAGCCGCAACUAUUAAUAGGAACUCCAGGUCGAGUCUUAGACUUCUUGGGCUCUGCCAAUGUGAAGACGAGCGACGUGGAAAUCGCAGUCCUAGAUGAAGCAGAUAAGUUGCUUGACAUUGGAUUUGAAAAGGAUGUAGUGAACAUCUUGAAUAAGCUUCCGAAGCAACGUAGAACUGGGUUAUUCUCAGCUACAAUCUCAUCUGCCGGUAACUCUAUUUUCAGAACGGGUAUGGCAAAUCCAGUGAAAGUUGUUGUUAAGUCGAAAAACAGUGGUAAGCAAAAUAAUGUCAACUCUCCAGCAUCUCUUUACAUUAGUUACAUGACAGUGUUACCGGAAUAUAAACUUGUCACAAUGUUGAAACUACUCACCAACUACCAGUACAAAAAAGCUAUAGUUUACUUCCCUACAUGUGCUUCAGUAAAGCACUUCUACAAUGUUUUGCAUUAUUAUAGACAGCCUAACCUAAAAUUUCAUUCUUUGCAUGGACAGUUGACUGCCAAACCUAGAUUAAAGACCUUAAAGACGUUUGCAGAUGGUGAUACUUUUGAAGAUAAACAUAUCCUAAUGACAACUGAUGUAGCAGCAAGAGGUAUUGAUAUUCCAGACGUUGAUUUGGUGAUCCAGAUAGAUCCCCCAACCGAUCCUGAUGUGUUCUUACAUAGGUGUGGAAGAACUGGAAGAGCUAAUAAAGUUGGACAAGCCAUAGUUAUGUUGAACCAAGACUCCAGAGAAGAAGCAUAUGUUGACUUCAUGGAAGUCAAGGGUGUGUUAAUGAAAGUAAUGGAUCCCCCUGAAAUAUCGACAGAGGGCAAAGACUUGGAGUUAGUAACCACUAUCCGGAAAUUUAUGUUAGAAGAUCGUGCAAGACAUGAGACUGCCAUUAAAGCAUAUGUGGGCUUUGUUAAAUAUUACUCUAAGCAUAUGGCAUCUUCGAUCUUCAGAAUGUCUACUUUGGAUUAUAUUGGCAUUGCAAAGAUGUACGGUUUGUUGAGACUUCCUAAAAUGCCUGAGACAAGAUACAUUGCCAACGAAAAGAUGCCUGAAGAUGGGUGGCUCGGAGAAGUCAUCGAAAUGGAUACAUAUGCCUAUGCUGAUGAGAACAAGGAGAAGUCAAGAGUAGAAAACUUAGAAGAAGAUAAAAUGAAGAAAAUUGAAGAUGCUAAGAAGAGAAAGGAAUUUAAGAAAAGGAAUGAAGCUUGGUCUAGUAAAAGUGAACAUAAAGAAGUUAAAUCCGUGAGGAGGGAUAAAAUGAAGAGGAAAAGAGAAGCUAUCGAGAAGCAAUUGAUGGAAGAAUCCAGUGACAAUGAAGAAGAAACCCAAGAUGAUUGGAAAGAAGUUGUGAGGAACAAUAAGAAGAAAAGAGCAAACCAAUCAAAUAUGCAAGGUUCAUUUGAUGAUUUAUGA